UUUACGCAUGCGCUUAUCAAUUUCAAAAUGGCGGAUGUUACUCGARUGCGAGAAGCAAAAGGCUUUUAUUCACAAUUGAAUUCAGCUAGUUCGGGGGAUUUACUUUGGGGAGGGAUAAAGAAGAGAAGAAGUGUUAAGAGUUUAGGGAUUUUUGCUGUGGAGAGGGUAAUUUCAAGAAGGAAAGAAGGAUCAAAGACUCAAUAUUUAAUAAAAUGGGAGGGGUACAGUAGCUACGAAAACACCUGGGAGGACGAGGAAAACCUUACUGAAGAUCUUAUCAGAAACUAUGAAUCACCACACGUAGAGGUAUCAAGGCUCCAAAAGAACAGGGACAAUCUCAGGGCUGCUUUUGCAUCCAAGCUAAAAAGUAGAAACCUGGUCCCAAUUACGAUUGAUUUUGAUCAUGAUUGUUUUCGGGUUUUAUUUAAUGGGAAGGGUAGAAAAUCCAGGGAUGGGAAAUACAUAUUAAUGGAAAAGAGGGACUUUGAUUAUUGUAAUUGGGAAAAUGAUUGAGAUAUAAUUUAUAAUAAGAAUUUAGAGGGGUCUAGAAUUAUAUUUCCAAUUAAAUUAAAGAUAUAUCUUGGAAAAUCACCAAAAUUAUACAAAAGGGGGAAAAAUGGUAUUGCUAAUGUAGCUCAGCAAAUGUAUAUAGAAAAAUUAACUUUUGAUUUAUUGAGGAAACCUUUCUCAGUGAUUACAAAUGAAUUAUAAAAGUGAAUCCAUAACAAUAUUGUGUAAUACCCUUAUUUCUUAUUGGUUGACUUAUCUACAUGCACAUAGUAUUUGUUUACACAAUAUUGUAUACAUAUAAUAUAUAUUUAUUUUUUACAUUGCAAAAGAUAUUUUAAGAAGAUUACACUUAUAAAGAUUAUGUUUAAUAUAUAUGAGUGGCUUUACUUAGCCUAAGGAAUAGCUAAUAGACAUAGACAUUAUCAAACCUAGAUUCUUUUGUAUUCUUUAUGUCUAUUAUAAAUAGUUGUACAGCAAAUAUUAGUUUCUGUUUCACCCGUUAAAUAAAACCACUCAAAAAAAUACUACUUUUCUAUAAAAAGAAUUAUUAUUACAUAGAUUCUAUUUUUUAUUUUACUAUCAAUUACCUAAAGCAUUCUUAAGUAGCUGUAURWGMUCURCCUUAUUCAUUUUGCUUAGACCCUUUAUGUUUCUUGAUGAUAAUUCUUGUUUUAAUUCUUUGACAGUCAAUUUUUCAGGGUUAAUAUCAUUAAUAUCUGGAACACUCAAUUGUGUAUUAGAAGCACUAGUUCCACAAACAGUUUCUGGAGAACUCUGAUUGAUUCUUCUCCUUUUCUGUCUAGUUGUUCUUAUAUCCGCUUCCCAAUAAUCACUUUUGUGCUUAGAAUAGGAUCUUUUAUCCCUUUCCCUAUCCCUAAGGUGCCAUUGCCUAUGCUCUUGUUGCAAUAUAUCUGCAACAGCAUUCCACUUGUUGGAUUUUCUGUGGACUACAGAUCUUGCCACAUCAUUAUUUUUUUCUACACCCUGACCUGUGAAUAUUUUUAUUCCUUUGUAUAGUUUAAAAAAGUGGGGUAUAUGAGCAAACAUUAUGUGCAUAUAAGGAGUUACCCUUUUACUUUCAUACCCAUCAAGCUUACCAGAAAGUGAACAAAAUUCAUCUAUCCACUUACCAGCUUGAAUUCCAAAAGUAGAUGGUAGUGUGUUUGGUUCCCAGUUGUUAAUCAAGUUGUAUAAACUAUUGAAAUUCAACCAUAACUUACUUACUGCAGAACUAGUAUCAGGUCUUAGUACAUCAUUUAGCUUUUGAGGUAAUUGAUUGAGAAGGGUUUUUUCUCUGUUCCCAUAAGACUUGUCCAGUCAUAUUUCCCACUGGAUGACUGAUCAACAUUCCGUUUUUCCCAAACAUCAAAGGUGAUGCCAAGUGACCGUAUUGCAGAAAUAAGAUUUUUUAAAUGGAUGCCUUUUUCCUCCCCACCUUUUUUGUCCCAGUCAUCCUCCCUGUCCCAAUCAAUUACUUCAUUAACAAUGUUAUUAGUAAGUACAUCACUUAUGCGUAGCAUUAAAUGUAGUUCAUCAACAAUUACAUGAUCAAGAUCAAUAUUGAUUAGUGGUUUAUGUUCACAGCAAAAAUUAUCUUUAGACUUAGUACAUGACUCAACAAGCUCUUUGAGUGUUCUAGCCAUUGGAGGUUUAUUGUGGUAAUUAAAAUCAUUAGUGGUUUUCCAUCUUUCAUCUUUAUGCACCUUGCACCAUGCACAGGCAUAAUGUGAAGUAGCCCCUUUUAAACCAAGCAUUAGUAGCAGAAAUUUGUAAUCACCACCCAGAAAAAACUCUAAGUUAAUUGUUUUAUCAUUAAUUGUUAAUUUACCAGAAGCAAUGAAGCUGUUAAUCUCCUCAAAAACAGAGCCAAAAGCCUCUUUUAAGGUGGUAUAUGAUUCAGAAGCACUAACAGCUGCAAUUGUUCUGUUACCUUUAGCUGACAUGACAUUAGCACCAGUUUGUAAAAUAGAAAAUGAGAGUAAAAUAAAAUUAGAAUUCCUUGUCA
Actinia tenebrosa (Australian red waratah sea anemone) is the source of this 2515-nucleotide messenger RNA. RefSeq names its product chromodomain Y-like protein. Lineage: Eukaryota; Metazoa; Cnidaria; Anthozoa; Actiniaria; Actiniidae. The record is from RefSeq and is a predicted model, not a curated record.